Mycena citricolor is the source of this 702-nucleotide messenger RNA. The record is from the annotation of a GenBank genome assembly. NCBI's taxonomy places the organism in Eukaryota, Fungi, Basidiomycota, Agaricomycetes, Agaricales, Mycenaceae.
CUCUCUGCUUUUCGUACGCGGGUCACUAAGAGUCUGAAACAUGGUCAAAACACCGAAGAAGUCUGGUGGGAAAGGAAAACAGCCCAAGACCUUCCUCGAUCACGAUGCAACUCGUGGCCUAGCGGAAUCUAUUGCGGGGAUGAAGGAACAGAAAUCGCAUUCCAAAGUCGCAAGAUUAUCACAGGCUGUACCGUCCCGACGCGAUCCGGCGACACCCAAGCCCAAGUCGGAAUCGAAAAUCAAACUGAAAGAAGCCAAGGCUAUCCUUGCCGCGAAAAGCUCGAGUUUGAAAAAAGAUCGGAAAAAGCGACGAAAAGAGCUCACAGGCCGUGCUCCUGCCGCGUCUCAAGACUCACCGAAUAUCACUGCGCAGCCCAUGAAAAAACGUGUUUCGUUUGCGUGAUCGAUGCACUCUACUGCGCCGUCUGCGCUGUGUGAUCUCCGCGAAUGAUCAGUGGUCGAUCGGACACACGGGGAUUAAAGGCGAUGCAAGUGUGUUCCGCUCCAUCAUCUGAUGCACUCCCGGACCCGGGGGUCUCGGUGUACUCCCGAAAUCGCUUUCUGGAACGGUUUGAGCUGGCAAUUGUCUGAUGGUCGGCCAUACAAUUAAAAUUGUUUCGUACGACGUCGCAACAGUCAUCACAAUGAAUGUUCUCGAGUGACGAUGACGCCGUUCGCCACACUAUCGCCUUGCGAAAGCCG